Molecule: messenger RNA, 2406 nt
Organism: Ylistrum balloti
Lineage: Eukaryota; Metazoa; Mollusca; Bivalvia; Pectinida; Pectinidae
Exons: 4
Coding region: 1-2406 (801 amino acids)
Source: RefSeq, a predicted model, not a curated record
AUGAACGAACGUCAUGAUGCCUUGUACAACCGAGCGCGAGGCGUUCUCAACCAGAACAUCAAGCGGCUUUGGUUUAUGGUCAAUCCUUAUUUGGAGAAGAAAGACACACUCGACGCGCAUCCCGAGUCGCCGACGCGGUUUAUUCAGCCUCUUCAGUCCACUGUCCUGAGUGAAAGUUUACUGAACCAUGAAACUCAGGAGCACAAGCAGCUGGAGAUAGAUGGAUUCUGGGAUUUUUUGUUUUCUGACAAAUGGCGUGGUCACUGCUCGGUCCGAGUUAUGGAAGGACAAUUACUGGAAACCAUGAUGGCUGUCUUACAUGUGCUGGAACGAGAUGGAGAAGUGAUUCACAAGAAAACGCAUGCGUAUGCCAGGAAUGAGCGCGAGAGGCGGGGUUGUUACAGACUAGCCAAUCAGGAGGGUUGUGAUACAGUGCAGGAAAUACUUCUCCUGGAGUUUACAUAUUACGGUCGCCGAAAACCACGGCCCUCGCAAUGUACGUCGGACUCCAGUAGUGGUUACCCAGGAAACGGAAGUACCACCACCACAUGGCCGUGUGCAUCUCCUUCCUGUCCUUCUGGCAACGAAAUGCUUACGUCAGUUCCAACAUUCGCCGACACGCCAAAGCCACAAAAUGUGAGCAAGCCUUCACGCCGAAGACGUAAGAGUGCUCCAAACAUUCGGAAAAACGUUCCAAAGAAUACACAACGUCGUCUGUCCCGCCUUCCAAACACAUUAGAAGAAGAAAAGGCAAAUUUCGAUGAUGACGGGCAACCUGAUCGAAAUUUUCUUUUGGAAAUCAAUGAUUUUCAAACUACCGGUGUCUGGAAUAGUCAACAAUCUCACAUCAGCAGUGAAAGCAGCGAUUUUCGGACAACCAACUCAAUCGUUCGGAAUCUUUCUCGGCUUCCUUGCUCGGAAAGAACCUCAUAUAUGGGCAAUGUCAUGAUGGACGAAAAUGAUACUUCUGGUGAAAAUAUGAACGUUAAUGAAGUAGAGGAAUUGUGGGAGAAAAUGAUGUACUUAAGCGAUAUCAAAUCAAAGACUGCCAUGGAGACUGUGUCGGGAAAACUAAGACGUUAUAUGGCAGAAAAGUAUCAGGCGAAGAAAGAAAUGGAAGAGAUGCACGAGGAGUGGGAAAAACGAAGGAUUUCAGCCUUCAAACCCGUAUCAAAGUAUGCUGAAAUGGACGCCGAGGAAAGCAGUAGCUCUUCCGGUAUCCAAUACCGCUUUCUUGACUGUGUUCCUGAUUUUGAGGAUUUUCUCCUCAUACUGGAAGAGGAUUCAAAAUUUGAUCCAAGAUUUAAAAGAGCGAAGCAGAUCAGCAGGAAAAUCGCGAAGAGAUACAACAUCGCGAGAGAAAAUAUAUCGGGAUUAGCUAGUGUAGAGGUCGACCAGAAAAAGACGAAUACUGUUUCAAGGUUACCGCCAAUUUCAGAGAAAGGCACACAAAUGAAAAAAAAUUUCCGCACAGGUGAUAAUAAAUUCCGGAGUUCGACAAAGACACCAACUGGUUCUCGUAGAAUAUCGGCGGUCGCCAGAAGCAGUGUUACUAGUGUGCAUGGUAGCGAGAAAGUGGACAAUGAAAAAACAGCUCACGAAGUAGGAGUUGUGACCGCUUCAAAGUCUUGUGAAAAGCACGUGCUUGAGCAUUAUGGUAGGCGCAGUUCUCACAGAGCAUCCCUCUGCAAAGUUUUACCCGUGAAGGACGCCAAGAAAAAGAAAAAAACACCAGAUACAGCUCCUUCCAUAUACUUAACAUCUCCUGCUGGUGCUAACUAUCUACUAUAUCAGCCUGCUAGUAAGAAGUCAGAUGCAAAACGGAAAGGAACGCUACACACUGACAAUACGUCAGGACCAAUUGCGGAGGUGGAAUUUGAGCAGGACCCUUCCGAAAAAACGAAAGACAACGUGUACUCAAGUGAAGAUGAUCAAGAUGACACGACAGAUUUCCAGAAUCUGUUUGAUUCUAGAAAGCUGAACACCAAGUACAGUUUUGAACGAUUGCGAGGGAAAAAUUACCACAAGAAAAAACCAGCCUUUUUCGGCGUCUUGAAGAAAUACUACAAGAUGCAGAAAGUGGCCGAUGCAUUUUCAGGACGCAAAUCUCAACGCAAAUCCGUGUUUCAACGUCUGCUUAAUAAAGACAAACAAAAGCAAGCCUCGGAUACGGACAUAAUUGGAAAACUGAAGCCCUACAACUUUUUGUACCACAGAGAGAGAACUAGGACAGAAGUUGACCCAUGCGAUUUCAGCAGUCUAUCCAUGGACAUAUUUCGUGCAAACCUCGUCAAGGCACUCGACGACUUCGUCGUUAGGAAAGAGCGUGUGGUGUCAAAUAUUGGUGGGAAAAGUUCAACCCACAUAACCUUCACGAAACAAUCCAUCUUCAAACACAGAGAAUAA